Molecule: messenger RNA, 1143 nt
Organism: Lachancea nothofagi CBS 11611
Lineage: Eukaryota; Fungi; Ascomycota; Saccharomycetes; Saccharomycetales; Saccharomycetaceae
Source: the annotation of a GenBank genome assembly
AUGCCAAUUGAAACAGAUCUAAAAGCUGCGUACUCGUUAUUAUAUGAUGCGAAAGAGCCAGAACAGGCGCUAGAGCUCUACGAAUCCAUAUUGAAACAGUCCUCGAGUAACUUUAUAGCUCAUAUUUACAAAGCCGCGUGUCUGGAAAAGCUGUACUACGGGUUCAAAAGUUGGCACAGCGAUGAGACCUUGGAAAACGCGUUAGAUUUACUGAAAAAGGCCAAGGAAAUAGCUGAAAGCCGAGGCGAUCGAGCAAAAUUGGCACUCGUCAAUUUUAGGCUCUGUGUGCAUUACUACAACCGCAAAUUAUAUCCUGUGGCGAACACAUUCUUCACCACUGCUCGUGAACUUGGAUAUGAAGACGCUGCAGUACCAAUUUGGGAGGCUAAUUUAGCUCAAAAGAUCAAGAAGUGGGAACGCAAAAACGGUCCCAUCGGUGCUAAAGACCUGAAGCCCCCAAGCAUCGAGAAACUUGUACUAUCGAGCAACACUACUCCAUCUAGCUCAGCGAAUAUUUCCGAGACGCAGCCCGUAAAACCUAUCUUCAAAACAGAUUGGUAUCAAUCGGCGACCACAGUCACAAUCUCACUUUUUACAUCCUCACUUCCGCCUAACAAAGAGUCAGUCUCGGUAGAAAUCUCGCCUGAUUUGCUGAGUUUACAGGUGACAUAUCCAAUUCAACAAACAGGCUCUGAAUUUCAAUUCUCUACAAAACUGUCCCAUGAAGUUGACAGCCAGCAAAUCCGCAUAAGCGUGUUGACAAAGAAGCUCGAAAUUUCUCUAUUGAAGAAGCAAAAAAUCCAAUGGAAACAAUUAGAUGCCUAUUGUGAAACAAGUAGGAUGUCGACGUCCACUUUAUCUGUAGCUCCAACUGCGAACGAUAAAUCUGCACAUUCCUACCCAUCAUCUUCGAAAAAAUCCACUGACUGGUCGAAAAUUGAUGCUGAAGACGAGGAAAAAUCAGAAUCAGCAGACGCUUUUUUCCAGCAGCUGUACUCCAACGCUGAUCCUGACACUAGGCGUGCUAUGAUGAAAUCAUUUGUUGAAAGUAAUGGUACCGCUCUAAAUACCAACUGGGAAGAAGUCGAAAAAAAAGAAGUGGAGACAGUCGCACCGGAGGGCUCUGAAUUGAAAAACUGGUAA